Gryllus bimaculatus (two-spotted cricket) is the source of this 7196-nucleotide messenger RNA. The record is from the annotation of a GenBank genome assembly. Lineage: Eukaryota; Metazoa; Arthropoda; Insecta; Orthoptera; Gryllidae.
UAUUUAGGUCUACGAGUGUUUGCAUCAGUUUACUAAAAUUUAUCUCACUCCUGACUUCCGUCAUUUUACGGAGAAAUAAAGAUACUGAUGUAUAUAAUUUGACUGACAACCCUGAUAUUUUUAUCGUCUCUGAUGCGUAUUUAUGAAAUUUAUAUCAUGUAAUGAACUCGGCACCCACGAUUACUGCCGCGCCUGCCUGCUCUCAAUCCCAAUGCCUCGUGGUGCGCCGGACAAGACAAUCACUUAGAGUGAUUUCAUAUCUUUCUUUUUAUCGUCUUCCCGGAGGCUGUAGAUGACAGUCCGCGGCUGUAGUAUGUGUUUUGUUUGGGAAGUAGCUUGAGUUUCGUGCUGCUGGUUUCGUGACAGGUGUGUGGGCAGGGGAAUGGAGAUCAAUGGAGACCGGUGUUGGUUCGAAUGUUGAUGUUGACAUUGUGUAAUAUAAAUACCGUCGUAAUGAUAAGAAAAGCUAAGGGAAGUGAUUAUUAAACAAAUACCAGUUCUGAUAUCCCGUGUCAUGUGAGCUGGAGGCCGAUGACUGUUCAGUAAUACUGAGAGCAACUUCGCCGAAUUAUCUUGUGUUCGAUACGUGAUUUCUUUCAGAAGUAUAAAAUUCGUUUCUUUGGAGAUGUAGUUUAUUGGAACCAACUGUAAUUCUGAUCGUGUAAAACACAUAUAAUCAUAUUCAUUCCAUUUCCAAUUUUUAGGGAGCAAUUUUCCUUGUGUGUGUGUGUGAAUGAAAACAAAUUCCUUCAAAAUGUUUGGGUCGGUAAAAACUAUGUUAAGAAAGUAUAAAGACUCUCAUGCAAGUAAAAAAACAGCAAAUAAAUCAGCAAAUUGUGUUACCAAUGAACAGGGAGAUUCUGAUUCAGGUGGUAAUAUGAAAGAAUUCAAUGAAAUCGGCACUGAUCAGAAUUCAAAAUCUGAGGAUUCCCAACCAUUUGUUGAUGUGGUUGUACGUAAAUUCCCAUGCCCAAAUAUGGCCACUUUUUUAGUAAUUACUUUGCUCAUUAAAGUAUUUGUAAUUUUGCCAGUUAUUUAUCUUCUACAUUGUUUUGAUUUGCUCAAUACUCACUGGCCAAAUGAUGAAUUCAGACGUGUGCUCACUGACCAUAGUCAUUCAAAUCCAAGAAAAGAUAAUCAUUAUUAUCAUUCUGUUUUAUAUCAUCCGUAUAAUGAUUCGAAACAGCAUCUUAGUGAGUUAGAUGAUAUAAGCAAAUUGCCUCUGCCAGAACCUGCCUUGCCUUCACAGUGUUCUAGUAUCCCAAAUGCAAUGAAAUUUGAUUGCUAUCCAGAGGAAGGAUCUACUGAGGACAAGUGCAAAAAGCGUGGCUGUUGUUGGGCUCCUGCUGGGAAGUCCCAGACAGAGAAUUCUUCUCUGCCACUGGAUGUCCCUUAUUGCUUUUAUCCUCAAGGAUUUGGUGGAUAUACUGUUCAUAACAUUACUCAUGCUCCUACUGGAAUAACUGCAUUCUUGAAAAGAAGUUUCAAGUCUCCAUACCCAAAUGAUGUGCCAAUGGUAAAAAUGGUAAUUAUGUAUGGAAAUGAACAACAGCUUCGUUUGAAGCUCUAUGAUCCAUCUUCACCAAGAUUCGAACCUCCUUAUCCUGAAGUACCAUCACUACAGAAAGCUGUACCUCAGAAGGAUUAUCGUGUUGAAGUGGAUACCCAGACUGGUGGUGUGAAAAUUAUCAGAGAUGCCAAUAAUAUUACAAUAUUUAAUACUCAAAAUGUGGGUGCAUUGAUAUUAGCUGAUCAGUUUCUACAACUAUCAUCUUUGUUGCCUUCUCGUAAUGUGUAUGGUCUUGGUGAACAUCGAUCAAGUUUACGUCUUCCUCUUGAUUGGCAACGAUUUGUUAUGUUUAAUCAUGAUACAGUACCCACAGAGAAUCAAAAUUUGUAUGGAAGCCAUCCCUUUUAUCUGGUAAUGGAAGAAGAGAAGAAUAGCCAUGGCGUCUUCUUGCUGAAUAGCAAUGCAAUGGAGGUUAUUCUUCAACCAGCCCCGGCCAUUACAUUUCGAACAAUUGGUGGAGUGUUAGACUUCUUUAUUUUUCUGGGACCAACACCAUCUGAUGUUAUUCGUCAAUACACUGAUAUUGUUGGCAGACCUUAUUUUCCUCCUUAUUGGGGAUUGGGAUUUCAUCUUUGCAGAUUUGGACUACACUCCUUAAAUGAAACCAAGGAAGUAAUGAAUAGAAAUCGUCAUGCUGGAAUACCACUUGAUGUUCAGUGGAAUGAUUUAGAUUAUAUGGAUUCUAGUAAUGAUUUUACGUAUGACAAGAAACGGUUCCGAGGAUUACCUGAGUUUGUUGAUCACUUGCAUAAGAUUGGAAUGCAUUAUGUGCCAAUAAUCGAUGCUGGUGUUAGUGCUGGUGAGAGACCUGGAUCUUAUCCUCCUUUUGAUGAAGGUUUAGCUUUGGGGAUUUUUGUAAAGAAUACAUCUGGCGAGCCUUUCAUUGGGAAAGUGUGGAAUCGUGUAUCUACUGUAUGGCCUGACUUCACACAUCCGCAAACUGUUGCAUAUUGGUUGAAACAAUUGCAUAGACUUCAUUGGCAGGUGCAGUUUGAUGGAGCAUGGAUUGAUAUGAAUGAACCAUCCAACUUUUAUUCUGGAACGUCAUCUGGUUGUCCAAACAAUAAUUUAGAACAUCCUCCUUAUGUGCCUGCUGUAAAUGGGGGGAAAUUAUUUUACCGUACUCUGUGCAUGUCUAGUAUUCAGCAUGCUGGUCAUCAUUACAAUACUCAUAACUUAUAUGGGUUUUCUGAAGCAAUUGUCACCAGCUUUGCUUUGACUGAGAUUCGAGGACGAAGACCUUUUGUCAUUUCUCGAUCAACAUUUGCUGGUCAUGGUCAUUACGCUGGUCAUUGGAGUGGUGAUGUAUAUUCUGACUGGCAUUCAAUGGAAAUGAGUAUUCCACAAUUGCUCAGUUUUAGUCUUUUUGGAAUUCCUCUAAUGGGUACUGACAUUUGUGGUUUCAAUGGGAAUACUACUGUGGAUUUAUGUCAACGUUGGAUGCAGCUCGGUGCAUUCUACCCCUUUUCUCGUAAUCACAAUACAGACGAUGGCAUACCACAAGACCCAGCAGCACUGGGACCUGCUGUAAUUGAAUCAAGCAGAAAGGCGCUGUUAAUUCGUUAUUCUCUUCUGCCAUAUCUGUACACUCUCUUCUGGCGUGCUCAUGCAUUUGGUGAUACUGUAGCCAGGCCUUUGUUCAUUGAAUUUCCAGAUGACCCAGAAACCUAUGGAAUAGAUAAACAAUUUUUGUGGGGACCAGCUCUUAUGAUUGUUCCAGUUUUGAAGUGGGGUGAGACAUUUGUGACUGGGUAUUUCCCAAAGUCAAUUUGGUAUAAUCUUCAUACAUUGGGCCCUGUGACAGCAAAACAACAGUCCUGGCAUGAUAUAACAGCGCCUUUGGAUACUAUUCCACUCUUUUAUCGAGGAGGUCACAUUAUACCUCUGCAGUCUCCUAAUAUGACUACUACUGCCAGUCGUAAAAAUCCUGUAGAACUCAUUGUAGCCAAAGAUGAAGAUGGAAAAGCAACAGGUUCCCUGUAUUGGGAUGAUGGGGAUUCUGUCAACACAUAUGAAGAUAAAAAGUACAGCCAUGUGACAUUCACUCUUAAUGAAUCUCGCCUUCGAGGCACUGUUGUGUGGUGGGGUUAUGAUGCCCCUUUGAUGCUUGGUAAAGUACAUGUAUUGGGGAUUGGUAUUCCUGUGAGAUCUGUAUAUGUGAACCAAGUUGCUCAUUCUUUCUCAUACAACUCAGGCAACCAGGUAGUAACAACACUACAUUUUCUUGAGGAUAAAAAAUUUGGCUCUUCCGCUCAACCAGAAUUUUUCUAUUCAUUGGGUUUAAAUUUCAUACAACAAUCUUAUUUCUCAUUGUGGACUGUGAAAUACGAAGAAAAUGUAAUAUUGAAUACCAGCUAUAGAAAUGUAAUGCAUUUAACAUCCUGAGAAGAAGUGUGAAGAGCUGCAGAGUGAGAAGAAUUUUCACAAAACACAUGGAAAAAUAAUAAUAGAGCAUUCCCUAAAGAAGCUAGAAUAUAUCUUGAUUCAUUCUAUUUUCGAAGGGUUGAUAAUUAAUAGAUGUUUACAUAGUAAAAGAAUAUAUAUUUGAGAGUUCUUUUCCCCUAUUUAUUGUAAUGUUAACUGUGAAUUGUUGUUCUAUGAAAGCUCACUGAAAAGAAGUACAUAGUGCAUUAAAUAUAUGUAUAUCAGUGAGGUGAAAAAUAAAUAAGAUUACACAACAAUUUUGAAUGAGAAUAAUAUUGCAAUCUCUAAUUUAAUAUUGCCAUAAAAUAUUUGAUUUUUAUGACGAUAAUUUCUAGAGAAUAUUAUUGAAAUUUAUUUUUCACCUCAUGAAUUCAGAGAUUUAAGAAGAAUAGAAAGAAUCAAUUGUUAGAAUGUAUAGCUUUUGAAAUAUAUUGAAGCAACUUUAUCUACUGAAAAUUGAUGUGUCAAAGGGCACUGUUAAAGUGCAGUUAUAUAGACCUCUUUUUGUGGUAUUUUGUGUCCAGAUGUAAGUAACAUGUGUUAAUGUGCAUUGAAAAAGAAACACAUAAUUAAAUAAAACAAAAAUAAUUGUGAUUAACUGAUCUCUGAACUUUGAAUGUAAAUCCAUUUGUAUAAUUAAUUUCCUUCUCUAUUAACAGAUAUGUCAUAUCUUCUAGGUUUGCUCAAAAAUGGUAGAUGGAACAUGCUCUACUAAUUUUACUCAAAUCAAGUUUUUGUCAUUGACAUGUGCCAAAGGAGUUCAUGUUACCACCCCUUUCUCUGUGAUAAUCACUUCUCUUCCUUUCUUUCUUUUUUCUCCUUUUUGUAGACUACAUGUUUGAAUUUGUCUGUAUCCAAUAGUGGUUUUCUUCACUGUUAAGUGUGCAAAAUUUCUAAUUUUACCGGAGAAAAAAUACUUAGUGACAAAUAGUAGCUUUGAAGAUUUAUGUUACAUAUCAGUUUUAUUUUCUCUCACUCUCUAUUUACUCACACUUUUAUUUUUAAUUUAGGAUGAUUAGUGUUGUAUUUUGUUACUGUAAUUCGAUUUUAAAAUAUUUGUAAUAAUGGUUUUUUGAAUUUACACAUUAUGAAUGAUGUUAGUUUCCAUUGGUAGCUUAAUUAUUUAUUUGUGAUAACUAAUUAUAGGAUGAAUAUUUUGGGAAUCUACUAGUUAAGAAUACAUUGCAUUAUCAAAACUUGUUAUGUUUUUGGCAUGUAUUGCUUGUUUGUUAGCACUAGAGACAAUGUUAGUUAUUUGUAUGUUUCCGAAAGCAUUUAAUGUAAUGUUACCCAAAUCUAUUGGGAUCAUGGAUUGAUAUAAUUGUUUAAAAUAUGUGUGGUCAUUGAUUGUGUAUCUGCUACUUACAUUGUAUAUCAAUAGAAAAUAGUUAAUAGUCAUUAUUUUAUUGAUAUAGUCAAUAUUAUGAAGUAUGCUUUUGUUGCAUUUUGGAAUCUCAUCAUCUUUUGAUUUGAAGAUUAUUUAGUUUUUGAAUUAAUAAGAUAUUUUUUAUAACUUUUUGGUAGUUAUAAGAAAAUUGUAAGUUACAACGUUCUCUUUUGAGAAAUUGGAGAAGCAUGAAUUUAUAUUAAUGUUAUGCUAUUUAUGAUAUUAAUGAAUUUGUCCGUUUAUUUGCAAUUUUUAGUUUGUUUUUCACAAAAUAUACUCCUUAAUUGAACAAUAUUUUAAAUAGUUUGUAAAACUAUUAGUGUUGUAUAAGACUGUUGCAAUGAUAGGCCAUCCAGAAUAUAAAGUAUGUGUAAAAGAAUAUAUAUAUGUAUAUUAUAUAUUAUUUCUGGUGUUUAUUUCAGCUCACAUUUUCAAGAUAGAAUAUUGUUGGUAAAUUCAUCCAUAUUUCUUUGUAUUUGCAUUGUAAAAUUUGCUCUAAUUCGAGUAUUUAUUGCAGUUAUUUUAAUUUUGUUCAGUGUGCAGGUACUUUACAAUAGGCCUAUUUAUUUUAUUUCAGAGUACAACAAAAUAUAAUACCUGUUUAUUAUUGUCACCAAAGCAUAAAAUGAUGCAAGGGCACAUUUGACAACCACGCACAAAUAAAACCAGUAGUGUGUGUAGGUUUCUCAAGUUAGGUCCAUUAAUCUCAUUUGGAGAGAUAAAAGAUACGUAAUUAAGUAGAUGCAAUUGCAUUUACAUGACAGACACUACAACUUUAAUAUUUAUAUCAGUAUAUCAUAGUUUGACAUUUUUUAUUUUUUUUUAUUAAUUUGUAUACUUAACAUGAUUAUCAGUUUCUAAUUGAUGUUGUACAGUAUAGUUGUGAUGCUGUUGUGUUGUAGAAAUGAAUUACAUGAAUGUAUACAUUGUUCUUCAGUUAGAGACAUUAUGUAGUGUAGCUAAACAGUGAUCUUGAUUUUCUUCAAUAAAAUUUUGUUAGCAGCAUGAUUCAGUUUUAAAUUCUUCUGUAAAGAUGGUAUCCAAUUUAGUAUUAUAAAACUCUGAAAAUCAGAAAAAAAUCAUCAGUAAGUGAAAUCUUAGAAGUGAUAUACGGUGUACAUCUGAAUUGGAUGGCAUUAUCCAUCAGCAGACUAAGUGCCAAUAGAAAAAAAAAGUUUUUAUUUGAGGUUUACUUUGUUCUAUUUUAUUGUGAUUCUGGUGUGUGAAGUGGGUGCUUAUAUGUGGGGUAUUGCUGUUUCUGAUCUGGAGGAUGAACUAGAUAUAUGCUAAUAUCAGCAGUUUUUCUUCAUUAAUUAUAAGUUGCAUACUGAAUAAUACUGAGUAUUAAACUUCAAACUGUUUUCUCACAAAGCAGAGUCUUUGACUUAAUGUUACCAGCCCUGCAGCUGGCACAGAAUUGAACUGAAAAUAGCUGCAAAAGCUUUUUGCAGAAUUAAAAUGCUAUGGCAAAACUGCACAUGAAAUCAUUACAAAGAUAAUAAACCUCUCACCCCUUCCUCUUGCUAGUUAAGAAUGUCACUUUGUCAUUGCAUGUAUAAUGCCAUUCAGUCAUGCACACAUUUCUUCAACUGGCAAGAUUGUUUUAUUUCUUGUUUUUUGGCCUCAUUUAAAAAAUGUAGAAGCAAUGCAAAAUGCUGUUUCUUUUGUUUUCUAACGUGGAGUCUGUGUAUGUUCCACUUUGUUUUUUAGAUGGACUAUCCAAUGUUGUAUCCCAUAAGAUCGAAUGUAUUGUCUAUACUAUUUUGUCUUUUUGAGAAAAUUUUGAAAAUGUGACUUCGUGUAAAGUAGUACCUC